Colletotrichum lupini is the source of this 1209-nucleotide messenger RNA. RefSeq lists its product as uncharacterized. Lineage: Eukaryota; Fungi; Ascomycota; Sordariomycetes; Glomerellales; Glomerellaceae. Bases 1 to 1209 code for a protein of 402 amino acids. The transcript has 6 exons. The record is from RefSeq and is a predicted model, not a curated record.
AUGCAAGCGGUUAGACUAGUCAACAUAGCCGAACCUAAGCUAGUUGGGCCAGGUUACGUGGGGGAUAUCGGGGUUAUGUUGCAGUUCGGGGUUGGAUAUGCUCUCUCAGAUACCGCAGGAGAUGACCCAUUGGCAGUUGGCAGUGCAUUGACAACAUCCCUCUCGGCCAUCUGGUGUUGUCUUGGCAGACUCACAGUCAAGUACGAACCCGAAUUCGCAGCAGUCUUUGGGAUUCUCUCAGCUGAAUACGAUGUUUUGAACGCCAUCUUCUGUAAGCAACCUUUUUCGCCGACUUUCAGGACACAGUUUAACAAGAUACUUUUUUCGGAUGCAGGUGCUCAAAUCCUCAACGCUGCAGAUAAAUCCAGCAUAUCCCGCAGUACGGAUCAGCUUCUCACCACGUUGGCCAGGGUUAGGAACGGCGCAUCCCAGCACCCGAUUACCGAGUCAGUAAAAGACUUACGGUUCCGCAAUUACAUAGACGAGGUUACCUUGGUGUGGGGCUGUUCUAAUUUUGUUCAUUGCCAGGGGCCGAAAAACGACACCAGAACGUCCGCUCAGCCAAGGCUCCGGGCGGACUCAGGGAAGGCUCAGGUUAAAGCAGCGACUACUCAGGAUGAGCGUCUUACGCAGCUGCGAGAUGCCCUCAGUCAUAUCCGCAACUAUCCUAUAGUGGAUGAACUGACGCGCUUUAUUGAUACCGUUUUACGGCCAAUGCAACCGGACACUUUCUCCAAGAAUUACAUGCGGAUGAUGGCCAAGAUAGUUGUUGCGGUAAUGGAUGCGGAGAAGCCACUGGUACUUGGCGGCCUGCUCGAUGAUCAACCCGACGAUUCAGGUGCAAGCUCUCACACCAAUUAUCAUCAUAUUGAUUCCGAUUCUGUGAAUGAGGGGGACUUUGAGGAAGAGUCGGAGGGCUCCUCGGAGAGUGAAGACGACGAUAUAGUCAGGUACGUGUUCACUUCUUCCAAGCCGAUGAAGGAGUCUUCGGAAACACUGUACCCGAACGAUAUUGAUAAGCACGUGUCGAUUCCUGUCGCUGGAGCUAUCGCUGGAAGUAACUUGGAAUCGGUCGACUUUCACAACGAGCCUGGGCCCGAGCUACUCAUUCAGUGUUGGGUGAAUGGGCUCUGUUUUUUCCGAGGCCAUUCCCGUCGAUCGGUUGUCUUCCCAUGGCAUCCUGCGUUGAGAGAAGACUUCAGGACCUAA